Messenger RNA from Strongylus vulgaris, 518 nucleotides. The record is from the annotation of a GenBank genome assembly. NCBI's taxonomy places the organism in Eukaryota, Metazoa, Nematoda, Chromadorea, Rhabditida, Strongylidae.
AUGUCUAAAUCGCGGUUUUACUCUAGUGAAAUUAUCCUGGCACUGCACUUUCUUCAUUCGCGAGGCAUCAUUUAUCGAGAUCUCAAACUCGACAAUGUCCUCAUCGAUGCGGAGGGACAUGUGAAACUAACUGAUUAUGGAAUGUGCAAGGAAAAUAUUGGGCCAGGAGACGUGACUUCUACCUUCUGUGGAACUCCAAAUUACAUUGCCCCUGAAAUUUUACGUGGAGAAGACUAUGGAUUCAGCGUUGAUUGGUGGGCUCUGGGAGUGCUCAUGUAUGAAAUGAUGGCUGGACGCUCUCCAUUCGACAUUGUUGGUGCUACCGGAGAUCCUGAUCAAAACACGGAAGAUUACCUAUUUCAGAUAAUCUUAGAGAAACAAAUCAGAAUUCCUCGCAGCUUGUCGGUGAAAGCUGCAUCUGUUUUGAAACAGUUCUUGAACAAGGUGAGUCUUUUUAAUUCUGGAGUAAUGAAAGCCAUUUGGAUGAUCGUUUCGGGUUUUUUUUUUGUGAUUUAAGU